This is a messenger RNA of Acaulospora colombiana, 708 nucleotides long. The record is from the annotation of a GenBank genome assembly. Lineage: Eukaryota; Fungi; Glomeromycota; Glomeromycetes; Diversisporales; Acaulosporaceae.
AUGGAGAUGGCCGAAUUUGGAAGUGAAGAUAAUAUACCAAAGCGUAACCCUUAUCUAGAUGCUACAAUCCGACAAUAUCCACCAUUAUCAACGGCACGAAACGAUUAUGACCUCCCACCACCAUACAGUGAAAUGCUUGGACAAUCAAAAAUUCACGAAUUACGACGUAAUGCAAGUUGGCAAGCCUACAAAGAAGGUCAAAAAUUCAAUCGGGAUAAUCCACCAUUUGAAAUUUUACCACCUGACGAUCAUAUUGAAUACAUAGUAACGUCAGGUGGACCGAAGGCAUGGAGGAUUUUACUAGAAGAAAGCAUCCGGCAUAAUAACCUUGCUAACGUUUUAGAAAAUGGACUCGUCGUACAAUUUAAUGGAAAGUCUGAUAAAAUGGUGCAAACAAACUAUCCCUUUUUUAGGCCAUAUGAAGGUGUUGUCAGCAUGACCGACUACGGAGGAAAACCUUAUAGCGAGAAGUGGGGCAAGGUUGGUGAUGUUCUUGGGUGUGGUUAUUAUCCCCAGACCGGAAUUGUGUUCUUCACCAAGAACGGGCAAAGGUUGGAUAAUGCAUAUAUGGGGAUGAAGCACGUGUGGUUUCCGACGGUUGGUGUCGAAGACGAGCACAAGAUUGAGUUUAACUUUGGUGGUGGCGAAAAAGAAUUUCAAUAUGAAGAAGCCAGAGGAACUAGUGCCGCAGUUAACAAUUUAUGUUAG